GGAUGUUGCAAGUCAGAGUAAUGCUGGGGCUAGAAUGUGUCCAGACAAGUUUUCAGAUAACACCUGAGUACAUCACUAUGGUAUAAAAGUGCAGCCAGGCAGUUUUUAGAGUGCAGGAAAGAGAUAGAAGAAACAGUUUGAGAAGCAGAGAGGGGGUAUAGAAAUAAAAGAGGAAGAGAGCCAGAGGCAGAGGGCAGUAACUGGACUACAGAGAAAGUGUGAGAGCUCCAAGACUUGCAUUAGUUGCAAUGGCGUGGAAAGUCUAUAUGUUCUGCGCCUCCCUGCUAUUUGUUUCCUUACAGUUUCAGAGCUGUGCAGCCCACCCAGUCAUGGACCUGGACAAAGACAGAGACCUGGACACCUUCAAGGGGAUACUGGAGAGGCUGGAAGAGAAGCUGGCUCUUAUUGAAGCUUUGGAUGCAGAAGCCACAGAGUCUAGAUCGCAGGAUGUUGAUGCUGCUCGUCUGUCUGUAAUAGACCAAGAUGACAUUGUCUCCCAGUCGUUGCCAGAGCCACAGCUCCCACUGAAGGACUCAUUCCUCAAAGGGUUAAGGUCUCUGCGAAACCCUAAAAUGAUGAGAGCUUCCGGCUGCUUUGGUAGAAGAAUAGACAGAAUCGAUUCUCUGAGUGGAAUGGGCUGUAAUGGUUCCAGGAGAUAUUGACAUAGGAAGAAAUUUCAGAUUCUCUUCUGUUUCUUUAAGCCGUACAAGAAACUUUGCAUAGGCAUUUGUAUUCUAUUUAAGUCUUUGUUCUUAUUUAUUUAUUCAUGACUAUUUAUUUGAUAUUUUAUAACAGCAUUGGGUAGCCUGUCAUAAUUCAUAUUAAAAAUGACAGCUGACACUUUA
This is a messenger RNA of Xenopus laevis (African clawed frog), 845 nucleotides long. It is a transcript of the gene nppb.S, whose product is annotated as natriuretic peptide B S homeolog. Gene Ontology annotation, biological process: neuropeptide signaling pathway; receptor guanylyl cyclase signaling pathway; cGMP biosynthetic process. Gene Ontology annotation, molecular function: hormone activity; hormone receptor binding. NCBI's taxonomy places the organism in Eukaryota, Metazoa, Chordata, Amphibia, Anura, Pipidae. The coding region runs from base 249 to 662 and encodes 137 amino acids. The record is from RefSeq and is a predicted model, not a curated record. The transcript is spliced from 3 exons. Gene Ontology annotation, cellular component: extracellular region; cytoplasm.